Messenger RNA from Mesitornis unicolor (brown roatelo), 663 nucleotides. RefSeq names its product cytosolic Fe-S cluster assembly factor NARFL-like. Gene Ontology annotation, cellular component: cytosolic [4Fe-4S] assembly targeting complex. Gene Ontology annotation, biological process: iron-sulfur cluster assembly. The transcript is spliced from 6 exons. The record is from RefSeq and is a predicted model, not a curated record. Gene Ontology annotation, molecular function: 4 iron, 4 sulfur cluster binding. NCBI's taxonomy places the organism in Eukaryota, Metazoa, Chordata, Aves, Mesitornithiformes, Mesitornithidae. The annotation marks the transcript as partial.
AUGAUGCUGGAGAAGUGCUCCUUCUGUAACAAAGGGGAAUGUAUCAAACCUGUAAAAGUGGAGAAAAAGCCUGGAAAAGCAGGAGCUAAGAUCAGAAUUGAAGCAGAUGGAAGCUAUUUUCAGAUCGAUCAGGAUGGAGGGGCGCAGAAACUGGAAAAGGCUAAAAUUACUCUGAACGACUGCUUAGCUUGUAGUGGCUGCAUUACAUCAGCAGAGAGUGUUUUAAUCACUCAGCAGAGCCACGAGGAGCUGUGCAAAGUGCUGACUUUUAACAAGACCGCCGCUCCCAAUGAACAGAAAUUGGUGGUGGUUUCUGUGUCACCGCAAUCCAGAGCUUCCCUGGCUGCACGGUGUCAAAUGGGCAUUCUGGAGACAGCAAAGAAGUUGACUGCAUUCCUAAAGAGCUUAGGUGUGCACUAUGUUUUCGAUACAACUUUCUCGAGAAACUUCAGCCUGCUGGAGAGCCAACGAGAGUUUGUGAAACGCUUUCGAAAGCAAUCUGAAGACAAAAAGGCUUUGCCAAUGCUGGCUUCUGCCUGUCCAGGUUGGAUCUGCUAUGCAGAGAAGACCCACGGCAGUUUCAUCAUUCCUUACAUCAGCACCACCAAGUCUCCGCAGCAGGUCAUGGGCUCCUUGGUCAAGGGCCGUUUUGCAGAGCAGCAG